Molecule: messenger RNA, 468 nt
Organism: Effrenium voratum
Lineage: Eukaryota; Dinophyceae; Suessiales; Symbiodiniaceae
Source: the annotation of a GenBank genome assembly
AUGGAAGUUGCCAAACCUUGGGAGGGCCUUGAGGCGGUUACCGGACUGUCGUCACUGUCCAGCGGGGCCUGGCUGAAUCAAUGCAAGGGCCCGAGCGCGGGGCAGAGUACGGUGAUCCUGCUGCUUGACGCGCUACUGGCGGUGCCUCACGCACACGCCGGUGCUGCCUUCCAGGAGGAGAUGUUGCUGUACAUGCCAGCAGGGCACAGGCAGAUGGUGCUCGAUUUCCGCGCGCGCUGGAAGGGUUUGGCGACCAUCCCAGAGAUCGUGAGCAAGGUGGGCGAAGACGCGGCGGGCCUGCAGCAAGCCUACAACGAGGCAGUCACUGCGCUCGGCGACCUCCGACGGUUCCAUUUAGCCACGGUGCGGAGGUAUUUGGUGCGUACCUCCAAGGGAACGGGGGCCACCACCUGGCGCAAGCUCCUGCAGGCCAUGCUGGACACCACUGCGGCCUCCUUGCUGCGCUGA